AGUCUUGGGUUCAAUCCCCACUACCACAAAAAGAAACAAAUAAAAAACAUCCUAUUCUAGGACUGAGGGCAAAGCUCAUAGCUCAGUGGUAGAGCACUUGCCUAGGAUGUGUGAGGCCCUGGUUCAAGCCACAGUGCGUCAACAAAAAACAAACCCCAAAGCUCUAUACUUUAAGAUUUAUCAUUAACCCCAUUUUAUAGAUGAGAAAACUGAAAAAGAAGUGUUAAGCAAAAAUUUCCCAAGUCUGUGCUGAUAACCACUACAGUAUAUGCACUGUCAUCCUUGAUUCACAAAAGACAUCUCUGAAAACAGUCAAGCACACAAGAAGGGUCCUGCUUCAGAACUUGGAAAUGAAAAGUAAAAGCUAAGUCAACAAAGUCAGACAGCUAUGGGUUUGAGUUUGAGGCAACUUACUUAACAUUCUCUGUGCCUUAGUUUGUUCGACUGUAAUAUGAGAGUGGUGAUACCUACCUCACAGUGCUAUUGUGAAGAGUAAAUGGCUUAACACAGUGACUGGCACAGCAUCGUAAUGCCCAAUGCACACCAGCAUGCUAGUCCUCCUGGCACAGGCCCGCAAACCCAUCUGCUGUGAAGAAGCUGGGUAUGGCUCCCACCGCUUAGUCCUGUUACUGAGGCCAAAGAAAAUCAAUGAGACUAAAAUGUCCAAAGGUCGAAGGGCAGUGAUUAUUGAUGAGAAUUCUCCGAGCAAGGUGACAACAAAGGAUACAGAAGACAACAGGAAUGUGACAGACAUAGAAGACAAUGGGACCAUGACUGCAGUAGCUCUGACUAUAGCUGAAGAUGUUAUUGAUGUUGCUACUCUGUCUGUGGGAGAAACUAAACACUGUGCCAGAAAAAUCCAGUGGAUCACUCAUGGUGAAUUCACAGCAGAAAAAGGCCGGAGACAAAUUCAGGAGCUCAUUUCGGUAAGUUAGCUGACCACUCCAGUUUGUUACAUGAGAAUGAGAAACAAUGAAAAGGUUGUUUGGCCAAAAGUUUGAGGUAGCCAGAUAUGGUGGUGCACAGCUGUAAUUCCAGCUUCUUGGGAGGCUGAGGCAGGAGGAUCCCAAGUUGGAGACUAGCCUGGGGAACUUAGUGAGACUCUGUCUCAAAAAUAAAAAUUAAAAAGGGCUGGGGAUGUAGCUUAGUGGUAGAGCACUUGCCUGACAUGUGUGAGACCCUCGUAUACUACAAAAAAAAAAGUUUGAGGUUCAAAGGUGACUUGAAUAAAGAAACAUUGUCUCUAUCUAGGUUCCAAAAUCAAGGUGGGAUAAUCUUUGCAGGCGAAAAGCAUAAUUGUGUUGCUCUGUGUUUGUAUCACCUUACCCUUACAUUUCCCUAGGAAAAAGGAAUAUUUCCAGUUAAGCAAUUUGCUAUGCUGAUGAAUUCAGUGUGGGCCUAGUGGCCUAAAGAGGAAGAUGCUUCUCCAAAAGAGGAGUUCUUCACCAACUUGAGUAUGCUUAUGUUAGCAGAGGGGAUGUGGAUGGACCAAGUGUCUUUUUGUGUGUGUGGUGCUGGGGAUAGAGCCCAGGUCCUUGAUCAUGCUAAGCAUGUGCUCUACUACUAAGCAUGGGCUCUACUACAUCCCCAUCCCCAGG
Messenger RNA from Heterocephalus glaber (naked mole-rat), 1598 nucleotides. NCBI's taxonomy places the organism in Eukaryota, Metazoa, Chordata, Mammalia, Rodentia, Bathyergidae. The record is from RefSeq and is a predicted model, not a curated record.